This is a messenger RNA of Exophiala viscosa, 2503 nucleotides long. RefSeq names its product molybdopterin biosynthesis protein MoeB. Gene Ontology annotation, molecular function: GTPase activator activity. The record is from RefSeq and is a predicted model, not a curated record. NCBI's taxonomy places the organism in Eukaryota, Fungi, Ascomycota, Eurotiomycetes, Chaetothyriales, Herpotrichiellaceae. Gene Ontology annotation, biological process: activation of GTPase activity. The transcript is spliced from 5 exons. The coding region runs from base 47 to 2170 and encodes 707 amino acids.
AUUGUUUAUUCCCCGCCAAGAGCCACGACGUCCAACUUCAAGUUGCAUGUUACCACUGAUCCUCAUCCGGAGUUAUAGAUUUGAACAUCGUACAUUUGAUGUCCAUCUCAUCGCUGCUGGUCCCUUUGCAACUGUCAUGCGGACAUUCGAAGAAAACCAGCGGCGCUGGUCAUCUUUGUUCAGCACCUCAAUUGGGGUCGACUUGCGGCAAGCAUUGAGAGAUGGCGAAGGCUUUGACCCCUGCGAGGACGGACUGCGCUCGGUUUGCUGGAAGGCUUUCCUCCUCUACGGUCCUCUCAGCCAGAGGUCUUGGCCAAAGAAACUGGCCGAGUCUCGAUCGGCGUACGUCUCCUUGCGAAACCACUUCUUGCGCUUCAUAGAGCAUCCCAACGAUAUUCACUCAUCGGCGGACCCUCUGGCAGAUGACGAAGCGUCUCCCUGGUCGACACUACGGCAAGAUGAGGAAGCCAGAGAAGAGAUCUUUCAGGAUGUAACGCGGUGCAUGCAGGACAACUACUUCUUCCGAGAGCCUGCUACACAGAAGCAGUUGUUGGACAUUCUAUUCAUUUAUGCCAAGCUAAAUCCCGACGUUGGGUAUCGGCAAGGUAUGCACGAGCUGUUAGCUCCAAUCUUAUGGGUGGCUCAGCAGGAUGCUGUGGAUGCUCUCAGUGUGCCAGAUACAAGCAAAAGUGCCGAGGGAGUCGACUUUAUGCUUGAGGUGCUGGAUGCCAGGAACGUGGAACAUGAUGCCUUCAGUCUCUUUUGUGCAUUGAUGCAGACUGCAAAAGCCUUCUACGAGAUUGGUGAAAGCAGGGACUCGUCACCAAUCAUCGAAAGGAGCAAGAGGAUCCACGACGGCAUCCUCGCGUCCAUUGACCCCGAGCUGGCUCUUCACAUGAACGUCAUCGGCAUCCUCCCUCAGAUAUAUUCUAUUCGCUGGAUCCGACUCCUGUUCGGACGAGAGUUCGAAUUCCAAGACGUGCUGCGGAUCUGGGAUCUCUUGUUUGCUGAGAACUUGAGGCCGGAGAUCAUCGACUUGACUUGCGUUGCGAUGCUUUUGCGUUGUCGCUGGUCAUUGAUUGAAGCAGACUAUACGACAGCCAUUACUUCUUUGACUCAUUAUACCGUACCUGGUCCCUCCGAGCCUCGCUCCCUGGUCAAAGAUGCUAUCUUUCUCGGCAGGAAUCAAAAUACCGAGGCCGGGGCCACAGUCAUACAGCAUUAUACAGGCAGACGUCCGAAGCAAAGCGAUGCUCCAAACAGCCGUAGCUCUUCGGCCGCCCGGACAACAAGAACUCAACACCGACAUUCGCCUAGUGCCUCUCCAGGCAGGUUGGCCGCCUCUCAAAAGCAGCUUGAAGGGUUGUUUCAGGAGGUGACAGGAGGCUUACAAAAGCGGACGGAAGGGUGGAACGUUUCAAAGGCUGUCCGAAGUGCUGUGGGCGAGGUUCGUCGUGGGAUGAACAAUUAUCAAACAUCGCAGGCCAGGCAAGCAAUCAAGGACCCAUUGGACACUGGCCAAGUGGAGGAAACAACGCAGACUCUUCAACGAAAGCUACAACAGCUCCAAGAUCGCAAUGCAUUGCUUGCAAAAUUGCUCGAGGACGCCGUGGAUUCGUUGAGGUCGGUCAAAUUGACUAGCAAGGAAGAUGCGGACGCGACUGAGAACAAUCUCAAUAUCUCCCUGGCUAAGAUACAGUUUGUCUCGGUAUACCUGUCUGACCCGGAGAUCCCGAUCCCGAACGAAGAACACGUACAGCCUUCAGAGGACGCUGCGAUGGUCCAAGGGUCCGCUGAGGAGCAGUCGGAAGCGUCUGCGGAACCUGAAGCCCAGCACCAGGGGACGGUGGUCACGUUGCCAGUUCGGACGACCCAAGCAUCGGGAAAAGCCGAGACUGCUUCAACGUCAGAGAAAGACGAUAGGGAAACACACAAAGGGCCAUCGCGGCCGUCGCUGAUGGACGCAUCAUUUUCCUUCAUGCUUGGGGAGAACAGACAUCGUUCGAGUUUCGUCAGUUCUGCUGGCCCUUUGCCAGAGCAGAGGAGGGACAGCUCGUCAAGAGGCGGACCCAAGCAAACACUAGCGGACGCAAAGACGCAGCAAGCUCGCAACAGUUCCAAGGGCGAAGAUGAUAGUUUCACUUUGACCAAACUACAAGGUGCAAAAUGAGGAAGUCCGAUACUGCGCUUGGUAAGGCCAAGGAGACGGGUUUGGCCGCGGCAAGCUUUGCAGACAUCUUCUGGGCUUGAGCUGGGCGCAAAGGCUCCGAUCAUUAUUCGUCUCGGUCAAAUGGAGAUGGAGACGGAGACGGAGAUGGAGAUAUUCUAUGCACGACAGAGAGUUCGGAUGAGGAUUCGUUAUGGAGCGAAUUUGUAGUGAUAUAGCACUUGAAGCGGUGCGGGGAGCAAAUGAUAGCAAUCCUGCAAGCAGUCGCGCAGGUUCAUUUGAUCUCGGUGAGAAACCGAUCACUCUAGCUAAAGUCUAACAACGUCGGCUUUUGAA